CGCUUUCCCUGGCGCUUCGUCAGCACCCCGGCCCCUGAACUUGGUCCCGGUGGUGGCUCGCCCCUCCCUGAUCGGGGAUUGUGGUGUCUGGGCCUCGUGGAAGCCGCCGGAGGUGGCAGCGCGGACUUACAGAGCCCUGGUCCAGCCCCCUGCCCACCGAAAACUGUGACCCUCUUUCCCACCCUGAAGAAUUGGCCCAACAGUCUUCUGCGCCUGGUGCUGACGUUUCUGUGUUUGGCUUCUCCUGCUUCCCUGGGUGGAGAUCCCGGGAGGGUCUCGGUCAGCAUCACCCACCGGAACACUAUUCUCUUAAUCCGCAGCCAGCCGCCCACCCCUGUCCCUCCUCUCCGUGGGCAUCUUUUUAGCUUCUAAGGUUCUUGCGUUUUCAAAUCCAGAAGACAGUGCACGAAGCCAGGGGACAUCAGCCAUGCUCGAAACAACUUGGCCUCAGGUUUUUGUGUGGACAUAAGUUUUCAACUCAUUUGGGAAGAUACCAAGGAGCGUGACUGCUGGAUCAUAUGGUAAGAGUAUGUUUAGUUCUGUGAGAAACUGCCAAACUGUCUUCUAAAGCGGCUGUACCAGUUUGCAUUCCCACCAGCCAUGAAUGAGAGUCCCUCUUCCACAUCCUCACCAGCAUUUGGUUGUCCGUGUUCUGGAUUUGGCUCUUCUGAUAGAUGUGAGCCAGUGGCCUUUGAGGACGUGGCCGUGCACUUCACCCAGAAUCAGUGGGCCAGCCUGGCCCCUGCGCAGAGGGCCCUGUACCGGGAGGUGAUGCUGGAGACGUACGCCAAUCUGGCUGCCCUGGUCGCAUUUCCAGUCCCCAAACCUGCUCUGAUCUCCCGGCUGGAGAGAGGGGAAGCACCCUGGGGUGCCGAUCCCUGGGCAGCAGAGGUUUUGAGCCGCGCCAGUCCAGGUGGUGAGUCCCGGAUCAAGGAUGAAGAGCCAGCUGUAAAGCAGGAAGCCUCUGGAGACACAGAGUGGCCCAAGGUGCCGGGAGGUGGGCUCAUUAGAGAUAUUUCUCAGCACCUCGGUUUUAAAAGCAAGGCCACGUGGCCAACUUUCAGCCUGAAUCCGAAUCUGAUACUUCGAGGGGGAAUGAAGUUCUACGAGUGCAAGGUGUGUGGGAAAAUCUUCAGGUACAACUCCAAGCUUAUUCGGCACCAGAUGAGUCACACGGGGGAAAAACCCUUCAAAUGUAAGGAAUGUGGCAAAGCUUUCAAGUCCAGCUAUGACUGUAUUGUGCACGAGAAGAAUCACGCGGGAGAAGGGCCCUAUGAAUGCAAGGAGUGUGGCAAAGGUUUGAGUUCCAACACCGCCCUGACCCAGCAUCAGAGGAUCCACACCGGGGAGAAACCCUAUGAGUGCAAGGAGUGCGGCAAGGCCUUCCGGAGGAGUGCGGCCUACCUCCAGCACCAGAGGUUCCACACUGGGGACAAGCUCUACAAGUGCAAGGAGUGUUGGAAGGCCUUCGGUUGUAGGUCACUCUUCAUCGUCCACCAGAGAAUUCAUACGGGGGAGAAGCCCUACCAGUGCAAGGAGUGUGGCAAGGCGUUCACGCAGAAGAUAGCCUCCAUUCAGCACCAGAGAGUGCACACCGGAGAGAAGCCGUACGAAUGCAAGGUGUGUGGGAAAGCCUUCAAGUGGUACGGCAGUUUCGUUCAGCAUCAGAAGUCGCACCCCGAGGAGAAAAAGCCGGUCCCCACGAGUCCCCAGUGCCCCUCUUCAGCCCCGUCGCCGGGUCCUCUCCAGAGUCCCGGCCUGGCUCCAGCGGCGGCCGUGCCGUCCCUGACCUUUCCGCAGGCCGUGCUCCUGCCUACCUCCGGGCCCUUGUUCAUGCUGCUGCCCGCACCGGGCCUGCCUUCGCCGCCCGUCCAGAUAGUACGAGUCCUCCAGGGCCUCGCUCCCAUCGGAAAGCCUUUCCCAAUCAGUCUCACCCCUGCCCUCCCCCCAUGAGCUUUGUCUGGCCACCCCUGUGGCUCACACCCAGCACAUCUCCAACCUGAUUUGAGUUUCACUUGUAUUUUUUUUCUCACGUUACAUGUGUUUCCACUGUUUCAGCAUACACUCCAUUGUAAUCUAUGUAUUCAGAGACUGUGUUUGUAUAUUUUCUUCUGGAAAUGGAAGUACUUGACCUUGCCAUUGGCCCCUUUCAGGCGUGAACACUAAUGGCUAUACCUACACAGUGGGGCGGAGGUGUCUCGUCUUAGAAGGAACGUUAGAGAAGUUUGGGAGGGAACACAUAGGCCAUUAGAGAGAAGAGCCUAAGGGGAAAGGAGUAGGCAUUCUUUGCUCCUGUGGGAGUAGAGAAUUAGAACAAUUUUGCAAUAACAGACUUUAGAAAUUAAUGCAGAUUGUUUAGUGGACUGAGAUGGUGUAUGAAUGCAGUUGAAGUUCAUUGCCCCUGGCUCAGAUCAUUGAGGACCUCACACAUCUCUGCAAAAGCUCAUGUGAAAUAACCAGUGAGAAAUAAUAUGAAUGCAU
Molecule: messenger RNA, 2481 nt
Organism: Pteronotus mesoamericanus
Lineage: Eukaryota; Metazoa; Chordata; Mammalia; Chiroptera; Mormoopidae
Product: zinc finger protein 621-like
Exons: 6
Coding region: 601-1953 (450 amino acids)
Biological process (GO): regulation of transcription by RNA polymerase II
Cellular component (GO): nucleoplasm
Molecular function (GO): DNA-binding transcription repressor activity, RNA polymerase II-specific; RNA polymerase II cis-regulatory region sequence-specific DNA binding
Source: RefSeq, a predicted model, not a curated record